AUGAACAGCGAAAACCUCCCUGCGUUUGCCGAGAUUGGCUUCCAUUCUGAGCGCCAUCUUGCGGCGCUGCAUUCGAAAGCAGCGCGGGCGAACCCGAUUCAGAAGACCUGCAACCAGAGCACGUCGUCAUGCGAUGCCCCGGUAACACGCUACACGACAAGUCAAAUGGCCCAGGAUACGCUGGAAUUGAUGGACUAUGUAGGAUGGAAAUCGGCGCAUGUCGUGGGAAUCAGCAUGGGCGGUAUGAUUGCCAUCGAGCUGGCAGCCUCGGCACCAAAGCGUGUGUGCUCGCUGUCGCUUUUGGUCACGACCCGUGGAGCAUAUUGGCCACAUCCGAGUAUGUGGAAACCAUUAUUGGGCUCGAUGCUUGGCGGAUCAACGCAAUGUCUCAUGGAGCUGCUAUAUCCUGCUUCGAUUCUUGGUAAGCCUAUUGACGGUCGUGACGGGCUUACAAUACAGGAAGUCUUCACACAAUACCAUGCAACACCGCACUCUAAGAACGCAUUACCUCCUCUGUAUGCGGUAAUCGCUCAAGGCAUGGCGUGUUUAACACACUGGGUGUCAAACGAACGAUUAAAAGAGGUGGCCAAUUCCAAGUUUCCAAUCCUCAUCAUCGGAAGCAAGCAUGAUAUUAUGAUCCCACCCGAAAAUUACGUAACCCUGACCGAAUAUUUAAAAGGCGAGCACGUGCACUCUUUAUUUUUUGAAACGGGUGGACACGGAGUCUUUCUUCAAUUCGUAGAAGAGGUUGCUGAUGCUAUUCAGCAAACGAUUAAGCGCUCGCAGCUAUUAACCAAAAUAAUCGGAUAA
Molecule: messenger RNA, 810 nt
Organism: Plasmopara halstedii
Lineage: Eukaryota; Oomycota; Peronosporomycetes; Peronosporales; Peronosporaceae
Product: serine protease family
Exons: 4
Coding region: 1-810 (269 amino acids)
Source: RefSeq, a predicted model, not a curated record